This is a messenger RNA of Cimex lectularius (bed bug), 3843 nucleotides long. It is a transcript of the gene DNAlig3, whose product is annotated as DNA ligase 3. Lineage: Eukaryota; Metazoa; Arthropoda; Insecta; Hemiptera; Cimicidae. The coding region runs from base 143 to 2674 and encodes 843 amino acids. The record is from RefSeq and is a predicted model, not a curated record. Gene Ontology annotation, molecular function: zinc ion binding; DNA binding; DNA ligase (ATP) activity. The transcript has 23 exons. Gene Ontology annotation, biological process: lagging strand elongation; DNA biosynthetic process; double-strand break repair via alternative nonhomologous end joining. Gene Ontology annotation, cellular component: DNA ligase III-XRCC1 complex.
UGCCUGUUUGUUUUUGCAACGGCACGUUUUACAGCUGGUGUUUGUUUACCAUCAACGAGAUUUUAUGUUGUAUGUUGUAUGUCGUGUAUUUAUUUGUAGCAGUCUAAGCUGAGUACAUUUGCAUAACAGUAAAAUACCAAAGAUGUCUGAUCAGGAGGAAAGUGCGGAUGGGUCGACAAAAGAGUACAAGUUUUAUGCCGACAGGGCCAAAACUGGCAGAGCGGGUUGUAGGAAAUGCAAACAAAAAAUUGAACCACAAACGCUCAGGCUGGCAAAAGUUGGUCCCAGCCCUUUUGGAAGUGGUCUCAUGAAACUGUGGCAUCAUUUAGACUGCAUGUUUGAGGUAUUUUCAAAACAGAGGGCAACCACUGCAAAAAUCGAAUUUGUCGAUGAUAUAGGUGGUUGGGAUGCACUUACUAUUGAAGAUAAAAAAGCAAUCAUGCAAAAAUUGCCAGAAAGUGCAAAAACAAGAAGUGAUGGAGGAGAUCCAUUGGCUGCACCUGCCACUGGUUUGCCAUCAAAAUCCCCUUCUAAGGACAAAAAGAACAAAGCUGCAAAAAAUAAAAGCGAUCCAAAUCACAAGGACAACAGCCUAAGAGAAUUUAGAAGACUAUGUGCGAAUAUUUCUAACGUACCGGGCUAUCUCGACAAAACAGGCAUUGUAAAGGAGUUCAUUACUAAAGGAACAGAUGGAGAAAGUUAUAAAGGUGAUCUUUUAUUACUCAUUAGACUUCUUCUUCCUGGUGUCAUAAAACGAGUAUACAACCUUCAAUCUAAACAGAUUGUAAAGCUCUUUUCCAGGAUUUUUGGAACUGAUUGGAAUGAAAUGCUUGAACAUCUUGAACAGGGCGAUGUUGCUGAAACGAUCAGAGAAUUUUUUGAAAAGAGCGCAAGGGUAAAACCGGUGAAAACGAGUUUUUUGACAAAUUAUGAUGUCGACGAAUUCUUGGAACAGCUUACCAAACUAACAAAAGAACAAGACCAGAUAGACCAUUUUUCUUCGAUAUCCUCAAAGUGUACUUCUAAUGAUUUGAAAAUGAUCGUUCGGCUGGUUAAGCAUGACCUGAGAAUAAAUGCUGGAGCAAAACACAUAUUAGAUGCAGUUGAUGAAAACGCUUAUCAGGCCUUUCAAGCUUCAAGAGACAUUAACUCAAUUAUAAAAACAGUUGAUUUUUCUGAUAAAAAAGAUAAAAAAGGGCAAUCAAUGAAUGUAGAUAUUAAUAUCCUAACUCCUGUACUUCCCAUGCUCGCACAAGCUUGCAAAUCGGCAGAGGAGGCUUUGAAGAAAUGCAGCAACGGAAUAUUCUCAGAGAUCAAAUAUGAUGGGGAAAGAGUUCAGGUUCAUAAAAAGGGGAAUAUAUUCAAGUAUUAUUCUCGCAGUCUCAAACCUAUCCUCCGCCAUAAGAUUGAUACAUUUGAACAAUGUAUAACCCAGGCAUUCCCUACAGCUGUUGAUUUAAUUCUGGACAGUGAAAUUUUAAUGAUUGACACCAAUACCGGAAAGCCACUUCCUUUCGGAUCCCUUGGUGUUCAUAAAAGAAAUGCUUAUAGAGAUGCAAAUGUGUGUCUGUUUGUCUUUGAUUGCAUUUAUUUUAAUGGAAAAUCUCUUUUAAAAGUCCCAUUGUGUGAGAGGAAAAAGAUUCUUCAUGACAAUAUGACAGAAAUACCGUUCAAGAUCCUUUUUUCAGAAGCUGAAAGGAUACAUGAUGUAAAAGCUUUGGAGGUUAUGAUGGCAUCGGUCAUUAAACAAGGUCUUGAAGGAUUAGUUCUGAAAGACAUGGAGAGUAUUUAUGAGCCUGGGAAAAGACAUUGGUUGAAAAUGAAAAAGGAUUAUCUCUCUGAUGGCGCUUUAGCUGAUUCUGCUGACUUGGUUGUUCUUGGAGCUUGGUAUGGAACUGGAAAGAAAGGAGGCAAAAUGUCAGUCUUUUUAAUGGGAUGCUUUGAUGAAAAACGGGAUAUUUGGUGUACCGUUACAAAAGUACAUACAGGACUCGAUGACAAAACUUUGGAUAAGCUACAGAAUGAACUAGAUAUGGUAAAGAUAGGCAAAGAAAGUAGGAAAGUGCCUUCUUGGCUGGAUUGUACAAAAACUAUGAUUCCAGAUUUUGUAGCUAGAGAUCCGAAAAAACAGCCCGUAUGGGAAAUAAGAGGUGCUGAAUUUACCAAACACGAUGUACAUACUGCAGAUGGUAUUUCCAUAAGAUUUCCCAGAAUAGUGCGAAUUAGGGAAGAUAAAAAUUGGGAAACUGCUACAACAUUGGAACACCUUAAUGAUUUGUUCACAAUUUCCAAACAACAUACAGACAUAACAUUUGGUGAACAUAGUCCUGCUCAAAAGAGAUCUGCUGAUAAAACUGAGGAUGAAGGUCAAGCGCCAGCGACAAAAAAAGCAAAAUAUAAAAUUAAAAAUCCAUUACCAGAUGUUUUUGUUGGAAUGAAGAUUUGUUUACCUGCUGGACUACCAGAAAAACGAGCAAAAACUAUUCAAAGAUACUUCAUUGCAUAUGGAGGAAAGGUGGUUGAUUCGAUACCGCAAGCUUCACAUAAAAUAGUGGAUAAAGUGGUCGAUGGCGAUCCACCGGAGUGUAUUACUUUAGAAGAAAUAUUGAAAAGUAUAAGGGAAAAAAGGCUCGUAUCGAGGACAAUAAGUACAAAGAAGAAGCGAGAAGGCUAGAAAAGCAACAAGAAUGCUUUACUCUUUGUUUUGGAAAAGAUAUCAAAGAGAAAAUCUUCUUAAUUAUAGAAUAUAUCUUCACUUAUGCAUAGGAAACUUUGACAAUGUGUGAAACAUAUUUUCGAGAAUCGGAGCUGUAGAGAUGACCUCUUUGAGAAGGGGCGUUAAAACGACGAAGGUGGUAUCGGCACGUAAGACGCAUGACCCCAGUUAGAUGGCAUGGGAGGGUGAGGGAAUGGGUCCCUUCAAGAAAAAGGAUAGCGACCAAUGUGAACAUGCGAGGCAGAAAUUGAAGAAAAAAUGGCAACAAAGGCAGUCAGCAGCGAAGUUUCGAAAGACAGAAAAACAGAUAAAAUGUAAGUUGUUUGUCGAGACAGCGGGGGCCGAGUGGUUCGGGCGUCUGUCUCAUAUUGAAAAGUGAUCAAGAAAUUUCUCCUAACAAAACAAUAUUAAUACUCUCAGUCUCAUUCCUCAUCACCAGUUCCAUUUCACUCACUACCACUUCACCGUACACCAAGUCCAUCGCGUUGUAAAUAAUACUGGCCGGGUUUUGAACAUCCCUCAAGCAUUUUACCAAGUAUGGUACAAUGGCUUGCCGAAAGAUAUUCGUGAAGCAUCGCAACUUGAAAUCUUAAUUAUCCGGCCAUGACUUUUAUGUAGCCCAAAUUUAAUCCAACCUCUCUGGAGUCGAUGCGCGGAGGGUAAAAUUCGAGUUGAACAUCUGUUCUACCGAGAAGUUCGAUAUGAGCCUAUGGAAAGAAAAAUGGACUGAGUUUGUUCAUUUCCUUCAAAACCGCGCGGAGAAGCGUCAUGUUGGGAAGGAAAGGUCUAGGACUUGCCGAUUCACCAAUAAUUUGCCUUGUUUUGCAUUUGUAUGACUACAGCAGUGGAUUAAAGCAGUUUCAAGUUAUUAAUUGCUUCUUCUAUUUUACCAUAGCAGAGCGUUGUUGAAAAUUACCUUUUCUUAACUUUGAAAGCUUAAGAAGCAGUUUGGCACUCACCAAAGUAAUACUUUUCCUGUCAACCCUUUAGAUUUAGAUUUCAAAACAAAAUAUUUUCCAUUUCUUUGGAAAUUCUUUUUUCAAAUCUAAAAUAUCCUACCGCCCUGUCAGCCUCCUUUCCGUUCAUGGACAAUUAUUCGAGAAUCUUCUCUUUAUCAAAUCAUACGU